Messenger RNA from Penicillium atrosanguineum, 2313 nucleotides. RefSeq lists its product as uncharacterized. NCBI's taxonomy places the organism in Eukaryota, Fungi, Ascomycota, Eurotiomycetes, Eurotiales, Aspergillaceae. The record is from RefSeq and is a predicted model, not a curated record. Bases 1 to 2313 code for a protein of 770 amino acids. The transcript is spliced from 3 exons.
AUGGAAAAGGGGGUAAGGCGAAUAUGGGGACGCGCUCUGUCUUUCCUCUUUGGCCCGCGCUACCACGGAGCUUCGCACCCCACCCUGAGUGAGAGCGAAGUUGAACUUAUUACAGUUCAUCCGUCCAAACCUGCUUUCGCGUUCUCAUUUAAUGGCUGGCAAGGACAAUCUCCGCCGCCACAUGCAGGCCAGGUCCCUCGCUGGAUCACCGGUGUCUACUACUGUGCCCGAGUCGGAGCCUGUGUAUUUUUGAUCAACGUGAUUUCCAUAUGUGUGGCAGCUGGGCUGUCCUCAAGGUAUGACGCCGGCUCUGAGUUAGCAGGCUCCAAGAUCGUCUACCGAGGGAGCUGUACCGCCGUCAAAAAUUGGGACAUUGCUCUUCAUUUGAUCAUCAACGCUUUGAGCACGAGUAUUCUGGGCGCUAGCAACUACUGCAUGCAAUCUCUUGUUGCGCCGACCAGAGAGGAGGUCGAUGCGUGUCAUGCGAAGGGUGAAUGGCUCGAUAUUGGCACUGCGAGCAUCAGGAAUCUGUUCAAAAUCAGUCGACGUCGCGUUGCCCUGUGGAUUAUCUUGUUGAUUACAGCUACGCCGUUCCACAUCCUUUACAACUCCAUGGUCUUUGAGUCCAUUGCCACAAACGAAUUUGUGGUAUAUGUUGGACCGCACGAUCUUACGGCUGAUAACAUUAUGAAUUUGACCACUCCUACCCUUGAAAAUUGCUUCCAAACCGCUGCUACAUAUUUCGGGGUUGGAAGUUAUACCUGGAAACAAUUUUCCUCAGAGAUUGCAGCAGGCAAUUUUACUCACCUCAGCUUGGACACAUGCACGGAUGUUCUCAACAAUAAGAACGCCGCGGGAAUAAAAGCACUCAUGGUUCUUGUCAAAGAGCUGUCGGUGAAAGAUGGAGGCAACCUGACAAUUCAAUUCAAUUCAGCUAGCGGUAGAGCUGAUGCCGCCGACGAGACCUUUUGGAUGACGAAUGCGACCAGCUCGGCAGAAACAAGACUUCUGGGCAAUGCAUUUCAUUUCAAUGCCACUCAAAACGAGACAUGCGCUGUUGUUGACAAUGAUCCCGGCUAUGAUGUUAGUAACACGUACACCGCACAUGAUUGCAUCCAAAUUUCCGCGGAGGAAAAAUGCCAACUGCUCUACAGCCCAACGAUUUGCAUUGUCGUUUCUCUCUGUGCGCUGGCAAAAGUGAUCGCGAUGUUCUUCGCAGCUCGUAUCAGUCACUCUCGAUCGGUGCCUCUUCUUGUUUUAGGCGACGCGGUGGCAUCUUUUGUGACAAGGCCAGAUCCCACCACGGAGGGUAUGUGCUGGAUUUCCAAGAGUGAUGUCUCCCGCGGACUCUGGGCUUCCUCCCGCAAACCGAAAAGCUCGAGCACAUUACUUGAACCCUUGGAGCAGAAUGCACCGCGUGAGGGGAUCACAUACAAGAAACUCGUGCAACACAAGUGGUAUGCGCAAGUGCCAAGCAAGAAGCGAUGGGCGGGUACGCUUUUUUUGUGUUUAUCAGGUAUAACAGUAGCAGGACUUCUCAUGGAAAUGGCAAUUAGGACCGAUGGUUUCGCUUCACUCUCAACUGGCCUCCUUAGUGAAUGGUGGGAUGAAGGGCUCGGUUCAAGCAAUUACAAUACCCUUGACAUAAGCUCGGAAUCUUUGAUUGGCUCAGUGGUUAUAGCCAACAUACCACAGUUGCUGCUCACAGUGAGCUAUUACUGCUUAAACAACAUUGUCACCGACAUGCUGGCAGCGGCAGAGUAUAGCUCUUACGGUGUCACUCGCAAACCGCUCCGGGUCACCCGUCCCGUGAAAGGUAGCAAGCAGAAGUCAACUUAUUGGCUGAGUAUACCUUACCAAUAUGGCGUGCCCCUAUUGCUUCUGCACAUGCUUCUACAUUGGUUGAUCUCGCAGAGUUUAUACUACGUCUUGGUGAUCUCAUACAAUGUCCAGGGAGAGGCAGACUAUAGGCUUGAAGUCAGUUCUCUUGGCUACUCGCCCUUACCCGUUUUUUUGUCAAUUCUUGUUUCGUCUUUGCUGGUAUUUCUCAUGAUUCUGCUGAGCUGCAAAAGGCUCAAAUCCAACAUGCCGCUGGCUGGGGCCUGUAGCGCUGCAAUCAGUGCUGCAUGUCAUCCACCUAGGGGUGAAAAUCUGGGCAUUGCAGCUCUGGGUCCGAUCAGGUGGGGACAAACGACGGAGCCGCCGAAUUAUGUGAUAGAUCAUGCAGAUGAUACAAUCGAUGAUGAUAAAGGCCAUUGUAGCUUCACUGCGCUGGACACGGUGAAUCCAACCUUGACCACGUUGUAUGCUUAA